Plodia interpunctella (Indianmeal moth) is the source of this 1874-nucleotide messenger RNA. RefSeq lists its product as uncharacterized. The coding region runs from base 80 to 1807 and encodes 575 amino acids. Gene Ontology annotation, molecular function: voltage-gated potassium channel activity. The transcript has 4 exons. Gene Ontology annotation, biological process: sodium ion transmembrane transport; potassium ion transmembrane transport; regulation of membrane depolarization. Lineage: Eukaryota; Metazoa; Arthropoda; Insecta; Lepidoptera; Pyralidae. The record is from RefSeq and is a predicted model, not a curated record. Gene Ontology annotation, cellular component: HCN channel complex; plasma membrane.
UGUCAUUAGAAUAUUUUUGUUACCUACAUUUUUAAGUAACCUACGUUAUAUUGUCUUGGUGUUAGUAAUUGAGAUCAAAAUGUUUAUAAAGACGCUUAUGAGUGGAUUUUAUGAGUCAUAUUAUGAGCAUCCCUGUACAAUUGUGAGCGAACGGGACGUUUUAGACACUGAUAUCACAGGAAGGGAUUGGUUGUCGACCUUGAGGAGAAAGUGGUAUGAUCUCUUUCUCCUCUCAUAUUCCGAUAUAAGAGGAAGGGACUAUUAUUACAGUACUUGUGCCAUGAGGCUAAAUCGUAAAUAUCAUUUUCACAGACACCGAAAUACCAUCCAUCCGUUGAGUAAAUUUCGACUUUACUGGGACGUCUUCAUGCUUCACGCGUUAAUAUUGUAUAAACUUCACGUCUUCUGUAUGACCUCGUUAAUCGCAUGUACCCUGCCGCUAAUAGCAUAUUACCUCGCAAUACUAAUGGAACUGUUCAUGAUCCUAGAUAUAUUUAUCAAUACCCGCACGGGCUACAUAGAUAGCGUUCACAGAAAAGUGGUGCUAGAAGAAGAUAUGGCUUUCAAACACUACUGCUGUACCAAGCUGUGCUUCCAUGUACUCUCGUCUAUACCUGUCGUCUUCAUUACAUUUCUGCGAUACGGCAACAACAUAGAAUGUACUAUAUGCAAAGCUAAUCAUUUCAUUUGCAUGAUCAGUUUUUUGACAAUAUUCACCACAUUUAGAGUCUACGAGCUCUCUUCCUACUGGAACCUCAAAGCUGUGACGACAACGAAGACUACUGUUUGCCACUUUCUUCGAGUCGGUGUCAUUAUAACACUAGUUGUCAUACAAUUCGUACACUAUAGUGACACAGUUUCUUUAAUCACUUUAAUGAAUAACCCAGUAAAUGUCUCGCUGAGUUUAUUAAAUUACGACUUCUAUCAUAUUAUGUUCAUAAUGAAAUAUACAGCAGAAAGCAAUAAUUCAGAUAGUUUUUAUAUGAACGCACAAUUUUGGAGACUCGUCUCGUUCAUGUCGAGGCCGAAUUAUGACACCGUAUGGGAAGAUGACGGCGGUGAUUACAAAUUUUCAACUGUUCUCCCGCAUCCUUUAGCGAAGUUUUUAAAAUACACGCUAUUAGCCAUAUGCUGGUAUUGGGUACUAGUAGAACUGUAUCUCUACAUCACACAAGAUAAAUACUAUGACAGUGAGAUUUGUAUGAAAAGGGAUUAUCUAAUGAACCUAGUGAAGACUCUUCAGCUACCUGAUAGUACUAGUUUGAAAGUGAAGCAAUAUUUCGGAUUUGAAGCCGCGAAGCUAAAGUUGAUUGAGCAUAAACAUGGUCUAUACCGUGCACUGCCCAAAGCCUUGAAGGAUGAAAUAUCAUGGCAUUGCCGUCGUAAUUUAGUGAGGAUACCUUAUUUCAGCAAUUGGCCAAAAGAAAUCAUUGAAAAGAUCGUUAUGCUGGUGAAACAGCGUAUCUACUUGAGGGAGGACAUGAUUGCUGAGGUUGGAGCACAAAGCGAAGGUCUGGUAUUGGUGGAGGCCGGGGUGCUGGCGGUGUUCUCGGCACAGCACGAGGAGGUGGGGCACCUCAUUGACGGGGACUACUUCGGGGAGCUAUCGUUGGUUACCGACAGGGAGUUCAGGGCAUCUUCUGUGGUGGCAGCCUCUUCUUGCACGGUACUGCUGUUAGAAAAAUACCAAUUUAGGAUGGUGAUGAGAGACUACCCGCAAUUAUUUUAUUCACUGAAAGAAGCGUUGAAGAAAGAAUAUCGAUCAAAGAACACUAUUUCACCGAAGUUGUCCAAAUCCAAAAUCUGAAAAAUUGUGUACUAUACGCGAAUCCGUCCGCGGUUGAAAUGUAAAAACUAAUAAAAUAAUAAUAUUA